AUGACCGACAAGAGUGCAACCCUGAACGUUGAAGGCACCGACCACUCCUUUGAAGUCCGCUCGGGCUCUGUGGGGCCCGAUGUCGUCGAUAUCUCAAGGCUCUACGCCGAGACCGGCAAGUUCACCUACGAUCCGGGCUUCACCUCGACCGCAUCGUGCGAAUCCAAGAUCACCUUCAUCGACGGCGACGAGGGCGUGCUGCUGCAUCGCGGCUAUCCGAUCGACCAGCUCGCCGAGCAUGGCGACUUUCUGGAAACCUGUUACCUGCUGCUCUACGGCGAUCUGCCGACGAAGGUGCAGAAGGAAGACUUCGACUUCCGCGUGACGCACCACACCAUGGUCCAUGAGCAGAUGAACCGGUUCUUCACCGGAUUCCGCCGCGAUGCGCAUCCGAUGGCCAUCAUGUGCGGCGUGGUCGGCGCCCUGUCGGCCUUCUAUCAUGACUCCACCGACAUUUCCGACGAGCAUCAGCGCAUGGUCGCAAGCCUGCGCAUGAUCGCCAAGAUGCCGACGAUCGCGGCCAUGGCCUACAAGUACUCGAUCGGCCAGCCCUUCGUUUAUCCCAAGAACGAUCUGGACUAUGCGUCCAACUUCCUGCGCAUGUGCUUCGCCGUCCCGUGCGAGGAGUAUCAGGUCAACCCGGUGCUGGCCCGCGCGAUGGACCGCAUCUUCAUCCUGCACGCCGACCAUGAGCAGAACGCAUCGACCUCGACCGUGCGGCUCGCCGGCUCGUCCGGCGCCAACCCGUUCGCCUGCAUCGCUGCGGGCAUUGCCUGCCUCUGGGGUCCGGCCCAUGGCGGCGCCAAUGAGGCGGCGCUGAACAUGCUGGCCGAGAUCGGCAGCGCCGACCGCAUUCCGGAAUUCGUCGCCCGCGCCAAGGACAAGGACGAUCCGUUCCGCCUGAUGGGCUUCGGCCACCGCGUCUACAAGAAUUACGAUCCGCGCGCCAAGAUCAUGCAGAAGACCACGCACGAGGUUCUGGGCGAACUGGGCAUCAAGGACGACCCGAUGCUCGAGGUUGCCAUGGAGCUUGAACAAAUGGCGCUGACCGACGAAUAUUUCAUCGAAAAGAAGCUUUAUCCGAACAUCGAUUUCUAUUCGGGCAUCACGCUCAAGGCGCUCGGCUUCCCCACCAAUAUGUUCACCGUCCUUUUCGCGCUCGCGCGCACUGUCGGCUGGAUCGCCCAGUGGAAGGAGAUGAUCGAGGAUCCGGGCCAGAAGAUCGGCCGGCCGCGUCAGCUCUACACGGGCGAAGUGCAGCGCGAUUACGUGCCGCUGUCCAAGCGCUGA
Messenger RNA from Effrenium voratum, 1290 nucleotides. Lineage: Eukaryota; Dinophyceae; Suessiales; Symbiodiniaceae. The record is from the annotation of a GenBank genome assembly.